AUGGAUCAGCUAGGAUUGAUGAUUCACAAGGCUUUCAUCACGAUUCUGUAUCUGUACUGGGAAUUUGAGCCUACACACGAGAAAGGGAAUGAGGUUUCACUGUUUGUUGACGAGCACAGGCGAAAACUGAACUCCAGGCCUUGGGUUGAAUAUAAGGGUACAGUUCCACAAAAUGAAUUGCAGAGUAAGCAAAGGGAUCUAGAGCUGGAGGCCAAUGCAUUAGUUUCCUUGGGAGAAAGAAUUUCUGUUGAUAUAUUACCAUAUGAUGAAGCUGCUAAGAUUUGCGGAGGGAGUCUUCCUGAUUAUAUUUCUAAGGUUUCUCAAAAUCGGUCGAAGAAGAGGCUAACAAAAGUCUCUUACAAAGUGGAAUCCUAG
Molecule: messenger RNA, 375 nt
Organism: Vigna unguiculata (cowpea)
Lineage: Eukaryota; Viridiplantae; Streptophyta; Magnoliopsida; Fabales; Fabaceae
Source: RefSeq, a predicted model, not a curated record